AUGGUCGUGCCGCAGGAAAACACAUCCGUCCUGCCGACGACAUGGCUCGGACUCAUCGGCUACCUCGUCAUCUUCAAGCUCGCCUACGACGUCGCCCUGGCGAUAUACCGGAUCACGCUGCACCCGCUGGCUCAUUUCCCCGGCAGCAAGCUCGCGGCCGCGACGUACUGGCACGAGACGUACUACGACGUCUUCCGCGGGCAUCAGUACGUGUGGAAGAUCCAAGAGAUGCACCGGCAGUACGGCCCCGUGAUCCGCACGAACCCGGACGACGUGCACAUCCACGACCCGGACUUCUUCGACCAGCUGUACGGGCUGAAGAUGGACAAGUGGGCGUGGUGGACGCGCGGGUUCGCCGUGCCCAAGGCCGGCGGCAUGACGGUCGAGCAUGAGGUGCACCGCAAGCGGCGGGGCGCGCUGAACCCCUUCUUCAGCAAGGCCAGCAUCGUGGCCAACAUGCCCGUCAUCCAGGAGAAACUGGCCGUCAUGUGCGACCGGCUGGACGCCAUCAAGGGGAGCCGACAGGUUCUGGACCUCGAGGCCGUGUACCUGGCCUUGACCACCGACGUGCUCACGCAGUGCUCCUACGGCUGGACGUACGACUACAUCCACCACCCGGAGUGGGCCAUGACGUGGAAGCUGGUCAACACCGGGGGCCGCGCCUCGGCCGCCAUCGUGCGCUCCUUCCCGCUGAUCGGGGCCGUCGUGCGCUCGAUGCCCCUCGCCGUGGCCAUCAAGCUCGUCCCGCCCGUCGGGUUCAUGAAGUCGUGGAUGCAGCGCGUUGGGGUGCAGGUCCAGAAGAUCAAAUCCGACCGCGAAACAAUGCGGCAGAUCCAGGUCGAGAAGCGGCGCAAGGACACCAUCUUCGCACAGAUCCUCUCCAGCGACCUACCGGACGAGGAGCUGAGCGACGAGCGCCUGAUCGACGAGGGCGUCUUGAUCGCGACCGCCGGCUCCGAGACCACCGCCUGGGCCAUCACCAUCACGACGUACCACGUCAUGAGGAACCCGGACGUGCUCGCCAGGCUGCGCGCCGAGCUGAGGACGGUCGACAUCCCGCAGGGCGAUGCCGUCGCGCCGUGGACCGCGUUGGAACGGCUCCCCUACUUGACGGCCGUGAUCAAGGAAGGCGUGCGCAUGGCCGGCGGCAUGCUCUCGCGCCUGCCCCGCAUCUACGACAAGCCGAUCCAGUACAAGCAGUGGACCAUCCCGGCGGGGACGCCCGUCGCCAUGACGCCGCAUCUGAUCCUCAUCGACGAGAACAUCUUCCCGGAGCCACGCCGGUUCAAUCCCGACCGAUGGGUCGAUGAGGAUGCCACCGGACCGGACCGGACCACCAGUCGUCUGGACAAGUACAUCGUGGCGUUCGGUAAAGGGUCAAGGAACUGCAUCGGCAUGCAUCUGGCCUACGCGCAAUUAUACAUGAGCGUGGCCGCCGUGGUGGCGAGAUAUAAUCUGGAGAUGUACGAGACCGACGACAGCGACGCCACGCCGACGAGGGACCUGUUCACCGCGGGUGUGAAGCUAGAUAGCAAGGGCAUCAGGGUGAUUGUGCACGACAAGGAUGAGAAUGCAGGGUGA
Cladophialophora carrionii CBS 160.54 is the source of this 1581-nucleotide messenger RNA. RefSeq lists its product as uncharacterized. Gene Ontology annotation, molecular function: monooxygenase activity; iron ion binding; oxidoreductase activity, acting on paired donors, with incorporation or reduction of molecular oxygen. The transcript has a single exon. The record is from RefSeq and is a predicted model, not a curated record. Bases 1 to 1581 code for a protein of 526 amino acids. Lineage: Eukaryota; Fungi; Ascomycota; Eurotiomycetes; Chaetothyriales; Herpotrichiellaceae.